This is a messenger RNA of Fusarium verticillioides 7600, 1556 nucleotides long. RefSeq lists its product as hypothetical. The coding region runs from base 545 to 1156 and encodes 203 amino acids. The transcript has a single exon. The record is from RefSeq and is a predicted model, not a curated record. NCBI's taxonomy places the organism in Eukaryota, Fungi, Ascomycota, Sordariomycetes, Hypocreales, Nectriaceae.
CAAAGCUGGAGCUGGAAUGUUCACUGUAACAAAGUCCGCGCUUUGUACAACCGUUUUCCCUGUUUCAGCGGCGUGUACUGACCAUUCAGUGCAAUGUAGCACCAGCGCCAAUCACAGCCCCUUCCGCUCAUUACCCCUAAAACAAUGCCGAGAUUUCCGGCUCCAACCCCUGUAGAUCCGCAUCAAUUGGCCGCAAGCAGUUCGUUUCACAUUUCAUCUGUUUCACCAUUUGUUUGCCUGCGCCUCGACGUGGAAUGUCAUUGGACGACGCGGCUGGGGAUUCACGAAGUGCACCUGAGAAGGAAAAAUGUAUUUAGAGGCGACUUGUUCCCUGAAUCUGUGUUUGUUCUUGGCAUCCUUAUUCACUCCCAUUGAUUGUGAGGCUAUUCACUCCUUUUCUUUUUUCUGUUCGUGAUACAUUUUGUUUCACAGACUUUCUUUUGGCGGUUAACAAAGUCCCUGGUGGAUUUUUACUUAGACACACUCUUUUUCAGGUCAUUUGCCUCAGCGUCAAUCAACUCUUGAUACUGCAACAUUCAUCACUAUGAAGUUCAUUACCCUCUCUCUCAUCGCCUCUUUGGCCUCUCUCUCAGCUGCUUCUCUCUCUGCAGUCCCCAUCAUCGAAGCCAUAGCCCCCAAAUCAAAGAGCUGUCCCACCGGCAACAAAGAAUGCCGCACAGCCACCCAAGCAGCCCCCUACAUCAUCUCCAGCUUCCAGACCCAGGGGAUCUACUCCCCCGCUGAAAUCGCCGCUGUUCUCGCUCUCAUGGCCUUUGAGUCUGGAGACUUUGAGUACAAGCGGAACCACUACCCUGGACGUCCAGGCCAAGGCACUGCGAAUAUGCAGAUGCCGAACUACAACCUUCUCUAUGCCAAGAGUAUCCCUGCGCUGGCCAAGGGAUGGCAGGGCAUUGAGAGCACAGAGGGUCUGUCGGAUCAGGAGCUGGGGGAUUUGUUGGAUGAGGUUACGGUUGAUAAGUAUAACUUUGGAAGUGGACCGUGGUUCUUGAGGACGCAGUGCAAGGAGGAUGUUCGACAGGCGUUCAAGACGGAUGUUGAUACAGGAUUUCAGAAGUACAUUGAGGAGUGUGUCGGGACGGAUCUUCAGCCACGGUUGGAGUACUUUCAGCGUGCUAAGACGGCGUUUGGUCUGUAGUUGGUUCAUGCGGUCUGUUUUUCAUUCUAUUCUGGGGUUCGUGGUAUGAUGGCUGCCAUGAAGGUAUUACUAUUCGACUCGUUUUUAGGAAGGUUGCAUGACCUACAACAAGGUUGAAAGCAAAAGGGAGAAAACAAGAAAACAACGUUUAUUCUGCAUCAGCCAUCAUCAAGUCGAGUUCACUAUGUAAAGUGAGGUUUAUAUCUCAUACCGAUCCAACUUGUCAUGCACAGGCCUAUACACAAAAUAAUCAAACUGCGCCUCCUUCGCAAGCCCAUUAACAUCCGAACACGCCAUCCCCACAAACGCACCCGUAAAGCUUCCAUCCUUAGGAUGUCCUCCACACUCAUCCGACAAGAUCGAAGCAUCAUACACCGGCCCAAUCUCCUUCAAAUCCUGC